GCGAGAAUAAACGUUGAGGAAUUCUCUGUAGUGUCCGAUAAUCAUAGUGGCCAUCGGAAAUGGCAGCAUACACGUUACCGGAGGGAUUCUCCGAUUUUGACAUGUUUGCAUUCGGUUCAGCUCUUCUUGUUGGGGGUAAGUGAAAUAUUGAAUGGCAAAAUUUUGAAAGAAAAGCUGUUAUUUAUUUGCGCUUGAGAAUUGGCUGCCAGAAUGUGAGAUUUUAAAGGGAUCUUAGGUCUAGUGAUUUUAAAGUCACUAAAAAAAAAAAAAAGAAUUGCCCGAGAAUUGCUUUGAAGAUUCUUGAAGUGAUGACAGCAACUUCAAAUCAUGCAAAGAUGUCACUGGGAGAUGUGAAUAAUAUGCAAGGAUUUGAAGAUGUGAAAUGUGAAAUAAUGAAAUAAAAGUAUGUGAGGUUAACAUUCAACGAUUUCUGACAUAACUGAUUAGCCUAUUCACCAAUAGGCUAUAUAAUUUAACUGAAAUGUUAAAUGUCCAUUUAGUCUGUAUGUCAUGGAAUCUAUCGCAAGAUGUUUCCCAUUAUGAUUUAUUUAUUUAUUUCGUGUGUGUGUUUUAGGUCUUCUUGGAUUCUUCCUCAACGCCAUUUCAAUAUUGGCCUAUAUUAGUGUAAAGGAAAUGCGAACUCCCAGUAAUUUCCUUGUCUUUAACCUUGCUGUGGCUGACAUUAUGCUCAAUACAACUGGCCUGAUCGCUGCAUUCGCCAGCUUAUCUUAUAGGUAUGAAUUCUUAUCCUUUGACACUGCGUUAAUGCCUGUGGAGGUUGCCAAACGUAUGUGUACACUAGUUGGUUGUUAACACGCUCUUAUGCAUUGAUCUAAAAUUGGUUUACAGACAGGAUGUCAGGACAAAUCAUUCUAGAGAGGCACAUUUUUCAUGUAUAUCUGAAUAGCUUUAUAAUGGAUAGAAUCUGUACUACACACAGCUGGAAUGGUGAACACUCGUUAGGGUGUGUGGUCAUGACUUCAUAGUUCAACUGAACCACGAACCAAAGCAGGUGUAUUUGGUUUAACAAAAAUGAGUCACCCGGUGUUAAUGUAAGAAUGUAGCCAUUUUGAAACUGGUUUUUGCCUGAUGGGAAUAGAUACACUAAGGCUACGUUUACACAGGCAGCCCAAUUAUGAUCUUUUGCCAAUAAUUGGCCUUUUGACCAAUCAGAUCAGAUCUUUUGCCAAAAAUUGGCCUUUUGACCAAUCAGAUCAGAUCUUUUGCCAACAAUCGGGCAAAAGAUCAGAAUUGGGCUGCCUGUGUAAACGCAGCCUAAAUGUGCUCCUUUCUUGUCACCAUAGACACUGGCCCUGGGGCCAAGACGGAUGUAGCAACCACGCCUUCAUGGGAAUGACAGCAGUCCUGGCCUCUGUCAGCUUCCUGGCUACCAUCGCCUGGGACAGAUAUCACCAAUAUGUCACCAGUGAGUAGUAUCCUACUGUACAGUAUGUAUUCAUAGCAUUUAUUAUAUGCUUUAUUUAUCGAUGUACUAUAUACAUCUACAAAGCUACAAACAUAUUCUUGCAAAUUACAAUAAACACGACAACUUUAUUUUGUUCCAGAUCAGAAGCUGUUUUGGAGCACGGCCUGGACUUUUUCUAUCGUUAUCUGGGGGAUGGCCAUCUUCUGGGCGGCCGUCCCACUGACUGGUUGGGGAGUUUAUGACUUUGAGCCCAUGAGGACCUGCUGCACUCUAGACUACACCAAAGGAGACAAGUAGGCUACAUUUAAAAAGUGGAACUGACUGCGUUCUAACUACUUUGCAGAUACGAAAAACAAACAGACAAUCAUAAUAUCAGUCAAAAACAUACAAUUCCCAGUUUACGCUACAAAACCAACUUUAUAGGAGGUUUAAAAAAUAAAAAUAAAAUUAUAUUUGACUCAACAUUCCAUGACGUACACUAAGGCGUUGUUGGAUGCAGUUCAAUGCAUGAUUAAUAUAAUUCACCAAUACGUUUCUUGGUAGUCCAAAAGAUGUUGCUAUCAGGUUGUAAAUCACAGCUGGCCUGGUACAUUGUUUGCUGCCUCUAUUCGCGAUGCACUGUUUCAGUUUCCAUUACUAAAUAUUUUGGGCCCAAAACGCACCAUGUAACGCUGAGAAUGUCAAUACAAUCAAACUAGCAAAGGGCUAUGAUCACAAAUCAGUCAUAACGUGGCUAAUAGGCUAGCGUAUCUAUUUAUGUAUCUAGCUAAAAACACAGAGCCUUAUGUUAGCUAGCUAGCUGCUAGGAGGAUGUCAUGUCAUGUCAUUGGAGGGGUGGGUGAGUGACUGACUUUUACCCCUCAUAUCGUGUUUUGGCGGCUAUACACAGCUAGAGAUGCAGGUGUCAUUUGGUUAGCUAGCAAGAACUUGAACGACAGUUAUCCAGUUAGCAUAUCUCUUGAGUUCGCAAAUUCACUCUACGCUAUCUACUCCGAUUUCAGAGCGCUCUCGUCUGAGUGUGCCAGAGUGCAGAACAACUGAUGAAUUUACGAAUGCGCAACACCCGCUGCAAUAUGACCGGUGUCAGUAAAUGUAGGCAAGAAAUUUAAUAUUUAAUCAUGAACGCUCUAGAUAACAUGUAAACAGCCUAACUAACAAGCUCUGCUACGGCGAGUAAAAUGGUCAGAGUGAGUUGUUCUCUCAUUUGUGUCUGGAAGUAGCUAGCUAGCAAGCUAGCCAACUUUAGCCAGUUAGCUUGGGUCCUUGGUUGGGACAAGCUGCAGAAGGACAAGUAGGCUACAAUUCCCCAUCGUUUAUCAGUGCAAUUUUGAUGGCCAACUAGUUGAAACAGUUUGAGAGGGUUUAUCUAAUGUUCCUGUGUUAAAUUUUAGCUCAUCUUGCUCUGGCUAGCAUUAGUUGUUGUUCUUGUUGAUACGCAUAACUGAGGGAGAGAGAGCGUACCUGUUCAUGGUUGUUUGAUCAAUAAGACUGUAAAGUUCCCAAAUGUAAGAGGACUCCCGUGGUAUUGACAUAUUUGCAGAAAUCCAUUCAGGUGUAUUUUGUGGCUUUUGGCGAAUGUGUUCUAAUGAUCUAAAGUCGCGCUGUUGCUGCUGUCUGUAAACACACCAUCCGGUUCAAAGUGAAUGAUGGCCCAUGUGGCAAAUGGCUUGUUUGCAUAAAGGCCUACUGUAGCUCUGAUUGGCUAUGGUGCACCGGUCCGCAUAGAAUCUGGUCCUCGAUUAGACAGAUGGUUUUAUUUACUGCAGUGUCUAUUAAUUGUCCAAACGCAUGGCCGCUUUCCCACUCUAUAUUGCUAUAGGAUUUUCACAUGCGUUAGUAUACGUAAUUGCCAAACAUUCUAAGAAUUUAUGAAAAUGUGAAAGUUACCAUAUCUAAGUGCUCGCUUUUCAGAAUGUUUUUAUUUACAAAAUGUCAUGUUCUUCCUGGGGGUGUAUAUGAACAGAUUUGAAUAAGAUUUUAUGUUGCUAAAAUGCUGUCAUUUCCACUUUAAAUUCACAAUUACAUUUUGGUCAUUUAGCAGACACUCUUAUCCAGAGCGACUUAGUCAGAAAUGAUACAUGCACACACCAUCAUGUUCUCUCUCAUCUGUGGUUCAGGGAAUUCCACCAUCAUGUUCUCUCUCAUCUGUGGUGCAGGGAAUUCCACCAUCAUGUUCUCUCUCAUCUGUGGUGUAGGGAAUUCCACCAUCAUGUUCUCUCUCAUCUGUGGUGUAGGGAAUUCCACCAUCAUGUUCUCUCUCAUCUGUGGUGUAGGGAAUUCCACCAUCAUGUUCUCUCUCAUCUGUGGUGUAGGGAAUUCCACCAUCAUGUUCUCUCUCAUCUGUGGUGUAGGGAAUUCCACCAUCAUGUUCUCUCUCAUCUGUGGUGUAGGGAAUUCCACCAUCAUGUUCUCUCUCAUCUGUGGUGUAGGGAAUUCCACCAUCAUGUUCUCUCUCAUCUGUGGUGUAGGGAAUUCCACCAUCAUGUUCUCUCUCAUCUGUGGUGUAGGGAAUUCCACCAUCAUGUUCUCUCUCAUCUAUGGUGCAGGGAAUUCCACCAUCAUGUUCUCUCUCAUCUGUGGUGUAGGGAAUUCCACCAUCAUGUUCUCUCUCAUCUGUGGUGCAGGGAAUUCCACCAUCAUGUUCUCUCUUGUCUGUGGUGCAGGGAAUUCCAGACCUAAAGGUCAUUUCAUUGUAGCUCAACAACUCCCUCACACACUGUUACGUCUGCACAUUUGUUGAUGUUUCACAAGACUUUAAAAAUACAGUUUUGAAAAAAGUAGACUUCCAAAACUCAUAAAAACCCUGUUUAAACCAGCUGUUGACAUCACUGUUUGGAUUUGUAAAAUGUAAACAAUGGAAUACAGAAUCAGGGCUUUAAAACAAUCAAGCAGAUUACCACGAAGGUAAGCUGUUUAACCCAGUUGAAAACAUGCAGCAUUUCACACACAGAUAGAGGACUGCUAGAAACCUCUAAUGGAUUGGAUUAUUCAUUUCAGACAAUAAAUCAAAGCUCUCUAGCAAUGUCUCCCACAGACUAGGUUUGCAAAAUUCUGGUAACACAAUUCCCAGGUUAUCCAGAUAUCCUGGACGAUUCCGGAUUUCCUGAAUCCGGGAAUCCUCCAACCGGGAUUUCUGGAAAACCUGGGAAUUUAGUUGCCGUAAUUUUGCAACCCUAGUCUGUGGAUUUUUUUGGGGGGAAAAUGACCAGAAUUGAUCAACCCUAGAUGAGUGAGGAUGCCCCAUUCAUAGAGAUGCACAGUAUAAUACAGUAUAUGUCUUAUGUCAUUCUAUUGUCCAUGUUCAUCUCCAUCCAACAGGGACUACAUGACCUAUAUGGGGGCACUGACUGUCUUCUACCUUAUCUUCCCUGCUUAUGUCAUGAAGUCCAACUACGACGCCAUUCACGCAUACUUCAAGAAGAUCCACAAGCACAGGGUAAACCUUUUAACAUUCUGCCGGUAGAACAUUUGGAACAUGUUCUUUGGAGCAUUACAACUCAUUUUCACAAUACCAUUAAUCUUUGGCCGGAAAAAUGUACUUCUCAUUAUAUUACAAAUUGAUAAUCGUGUUAAAUCCUAGUAAAUGAACAUUGGGAAAGUUGUUCCAUGAACUUCAGAUUACAAGACCUUUGAGCAAGAUAAUCCUGUAGACAAUGGUUGCUGUAAUGUUUUCACUUUGCAUUUAUUUAGGUAAGUAAGAAGUCUAGAAGGACUAUGGGAACAUAAAAGUCAUUUAUGUUCUACUCUUUUAUACAUUAUAUUAUGCUGACAUGUUGACUCUAUGUUAUUGUUGUCAUAGUGUAACUCAAAAGUCACAUUUCAUUCAAUUCAAUACAACUUUAUUGACUGUCCCUGUUUUCCAGUGGAACACCAGUGUACCACUGAGAGUUCUGUUGUUCUGCUGGGGACCCUAUGAAAUCAUGUGUAUCUACGCCUGCUUCGCAAACACCAAACUGGUCUCUCCAAAGCUGAGAAUGGUGAGUUCUUCUUCUUCUUCUUCUUCUUCUUCUUCUUCUUCUUCUUCUUCUUCUUCUUCUUCUUCUUCUUCUUCUUCUUCUUCUUCUUCUUCUUCUUCUUCUUCUUCUUCUUCUUCUUCUUCUUCUUCUUCUUCUUCUUCUUCUUCUCUAUUCUUUUUUCUCUUCCCCGUCUCUUCCUGUGCUUGAUAAUGCUUUAGUUAAAUGAAACGUGAAUGGGGAGGCUUGAUUUAAAUCCUUUUAACAAGUACAUGUUUAUUCAUUUCGUAGUUGCUUCCAGUUUUGGCGAAAAUGAACCCUAUUUUCAAUGCGUGGCUCUAUUCCUUUGGGAACGAGUUCUACAGAGGAGGGGUAUGGCAGUUCCUGACUGGCCAGAAGUUUACAGAGCCCGUCGUUGUGAAGUUAAAAGGAAGAUAAAGGAAGUUCUCCUUAGUUACAGUCAUAGAAUUAGAAUGGUCAGAGUUUCUAUGCCUA
Messenger RNA from Coregonus sp. 'balchen', 5874 nucleotides. Lineage: Eukaryota; Metazoa; Chordata; Actinopteri; Salmoniformes; Salmonidae. The record is from the annotation of a GenBank genome assembly.